GUUGCUGAUUAGAGGUAACGUUGAGGCGAGUCAGAGCGCUCCAGGGCAGGGCCGCAGCCAGUCUCAGGGACUUCCAGAGGGCAGCUGCGUUGCCUGCGACGAGGAGCUUGACGCAGCGCACUCUAGCUCCUGCAAGUGUUCAGCCACAAUUACGUCUUCUUCAGGGAGUGUGAGAGGCGCCGGCGGCAGCGGUGACGGGGCGGCUCCCUCCGCCAUGAGCGGAUCUAAUGUGGACGUUCCUGUGGGCGAUGCCCUCCUGAUGGCGCAGCGUCAAAUGCUGUCGUCGCUACCGCCCGCGCUCUUCCUGCGGGCGUCGGAGCGGUAUCAGCGCACUCCAAAAUGCGCCCGCUGCCGCAACCAUGGCGUGGUAUCAGCACUCAAAGGUCACAAACGCUACUGCCGAUGGCGCGAUUGUAUUUGCGCAAAGUGCACGCUAAUCGCCGAGCGGCAGCGGGUGAUGGCAGCGCAGGUAGCGCUCCGGCGGCAGCAAGCGCAGGAGGAGAACGAGGUGCGAGAUCUGUCGUUGUUAUACCGGUCCCCCGUCACCUCCGGCAGCAGCAGCAAUGGCAGCCCAGCCGCCGCAGCCGCUGGCGGAGGUGGCGGCCCCACGCCCGCCCCGCCGCCCGUUACCGCUGACCCCUUCUCCCCGGAGCUGCUCCUACCUCCCCACCUCGCGCUAUCCAUCUCCCUCCAGCAGCACCACCACCAGCAGAGACCUAUCUACACCUCACCUUCGUCGUCUUCUUCAGAUCAACUCUCCCCAGGUAAGUAA
Molecule: messenger RNA, 772 nt
Organism: Cherax quadricarinatus
Lineage: Eukaryota; Metazoa; Arthropoda; Malacostraca; Decapoda; Parastacidae
Source: RefSeq, a predicted model, not a curated record